GAUUUAAUCACCGUCAUAGGGUGCCUGGCCGCACACAUUGCACCUGCCAAAUGGUUUAAGAAAUAGUGACUCAUCAAACGUUUAUGCCAGGAGAAAAUAGAAACAGCUCGACAUUUUGACCAAUCAGUUUAUGUAUGCGUAAUUUCAGUCUGUGCAUGGGUUUCUGAGAUUUCCAAGCAGCAGUAGACUACAAACAACCCGAGUGUUGGUCGUGUGUGGAUGUGUUUCGCUGCUGCGCAGUACAACACGCAGCAUUGAUCCGCCUGAGCCAAUGUUGUGGAUGCACGCACUGGCAUCGAAGGAUCGCUACUCUGAAAUCCGAUGAAGGAGAAUACUCCGCCUGUGGCCCUUCAUCGGCAUCUCUCGGCCACUGGGCUUGCAAUAAACAUUCCAAAGCUGCCUUUGACACCAAAGAAUCAUCAUUGCAUUUUUUAAGAACGCUGUCGUGAUUGACCAGAGGAGACCAAAACCUACCACUACGCAUUCCGAUUUUUUAUUGCCUGCUUGAGGGCUACCUGCAACUGUCACCCUCUAUUUCUGCUGUCAAUAGAUUUCAACCAGCAUCUCUUUUGACCAUCGGUUACCCAGACCGAGACUCAAGAAUGCACCUCAAUGCAGUGUUGCUGGCGGUGGUCCUUUUUGGAAACUUAAUGCUGCAGUACGCCUCGGCUCAAAACGCUGGGUUUGUGAAAUCGCCCAUGUCUGAAACUAAGCUGACAGGGGACACGUUUGAGCUGUACUGCGACGUGGUGGGAUACCCCACACCGGAGAUCCAGUGGUGGUACGCCGAGGUCAACCGCGCUGACUCCUUCAAGCAGCUGUGGGACGGCGCGCGCAAGAAACGUGUCUCCAUCAACACGGCGUACGGCACCAACGGCGUGAGCGUGCUCGGCAUCACCCAGCUGAAGCUGGAGGACUCCGGGACCUACGAGUGCCGGGCCAGCAAUGACCCGCGGCGCAACGACCUGCGGCAAAACCCCGCCAUGACCUGGAUCCGGGCCCAGGCCACCAUAACCGUCCUGCAGAAGCCCAGGAUCAAUGCCUCUGACCAGGUGAUCCUGCCCACGCCACCCCCAACUCAGCACGGGAUGCCGCCCCCCCCUCUGCCGGCCAUCAUCCUGCAGUGCAACCUGACCACGGCCCACAACGCCCACCGCCAGAGCUUCUGGAUGAAGAACGGAGUGGAGAUCGAUUACACAAGGAAGGAAACAACCGACACGGAACAUAAAUUGAACAAGCCACGAGCAGAGGACGCUGGAAAGUAUAUGUGUGUCUACACCUUUGACAUGGCUCCCAACGCAAAUGCCACCAUUGAAGUAAAAGCUGCCCCCGAGGUCACUGGACACAAACGCAGUGAGAACAAGAACGAGGGUGAGAAUGCCAUGCUUUACUGCAAGUCAGUGGGCUAUCCUUACCCAGUGUGGAUCUGGAGGAAAAAAGUCGCCGAGACCUGGGUGGACAUUGACAACUCGUCCGGCCGCUUCUUCAUCAAAAUCCAAGACAGCUACACAGAGCUCAACGUCAUCAACUUGGACAUCAGCACAGACCCCGGCCAGUACCAGUGCAACGCGACCAACAAUAUCGGCCACAAGUCCUCCACGUCCAUAUUGCGGGUGCGCAGCCACCUGGCGCCACUCUGGCCCUUCUUGGGCGUGCUUGCCGAGAUCCUCAUCCUGGUUGUCAUCAUCGUCGUCUACGAGAAACGCAAGAAGCCCGACGAGGUGCCUGAUGUGAGCGCAUUUGCAUGUCUACAGACUACAGCUUUUAUCUGUCUUCUGCAGUCCAUCCAGACCAUGUUUUUGAUACCUGUUAAUCCACUGAAUUUUUUUAUUUUAUUAUUCUACAACAUGUGCUCAAAUGGCAGAGUUGUCUUAUAUUCAUUAUUUGCAGGUACUGGACACAAACCGUUCCAGUCCCUACUCUACCAGUCCUGCCAUUUGUCCAGCACCUCUGCCUUGGUUUAUCUGUACUCUUUCUCCGUCUCUUGAUGAUGUGCUUUCAGUUUACUUUCCCAAUCUAAUUGACUCAGUUUUGAAAAGAGCAGCUCUGUCCUCACUGGAGAGAGAAAAAAAAUUUGUUUGUAUAAAUUCUCUGCUCAGUCAGAUGGAAUGUGUUCUUUGCUUUUGUGUCUUGGGGUGGUGUGCCAAUUUCACCCAGCUUUUUUUUAUUUUUAUAAAAUCACAAAGAUGUACUGGACAAAAUAACUAAACAACUAAAACCAAAACCCAAAUGAGACUGAUGGCGGAUGUGAUUUCUGAGACACUUUCAGACAGUCAUAUGAGCUGGUUGUUUCCUCCACACCACUGAGGGCUCGUCGUUAUCGUUGAUGUCUGAACUGUGUCUAGCACAUCUGUAUGUCUGUGCUUUAACCUAAAUGUGUGUCUGAAUGGCAUUUAAUGCUAUGUCAAUGGCAUUUUAUAUAAUGUCAAUGGCAGUGAUGCACAAGAAAUUAACUGAAGCAUGGCAACUCCCAGGCAUAUAUUUAUCUUUGUGUGUGUUUUUCUCUGUGUGUGCUAGCAGUUAUGCAUGAAAAUGUUACAUUGGUCUGAAAAAAAAGUGCCUUGUGGCUCAGUUGGAUUUGCAGGCCAGAGAAAGAGUGGGAUUGGUGAAGGGUAGAUUAAGGUAACCUAGAUUACAUCUGCCUCUGUAAUAUGAACAAAUCAGUGGUGAGGACAUCCACGGCGUUACACAGCUGUGCUGACUCUCCCUUUCGCAAACUCACCCGCCGUGAUUCCACAGAUUUCUCCUGCUGUGCUAGAUUUUGCCAUAUGUCUAUGUGAGAUCUAUUAGUCUCUGAGUCAUAUUUCAUGUGCUGAGUUAAAAAUGUCCCUAUCGGGAUUGUAAUGAUCUGCAUCCUACAAGAUGAUAUUCAUUUUGUCUUUCAUUGUAAUGGUGUGUAAUGUAGACAUACUCAGCCCUAUUCAUGUAUUCUGAAACAUUAAAUAUUCAUAAUCAGAAUAGAUAUUAGCAUGAUGCUACCACUCUUUUAAGUUUUAUGCAUUAUAUGCAUACACAUGAAGUCUAAAAUAGACACUCACACACACAUUUUUAUGAUAUACUUAAUACACACAUUUUUAAGGGCUGUGUGUGUGUGUGUGUGCAUUUAUCUUGCAGGUCAGCUAGUUAUCAUUAGCAUUGGGCUAUUAUAGCAAGCUAUUAAGAUGAAUUUCACAGAAAACCUUUAUUGUUAUUUAGUGUGUGUGUGUGUGUUCGUGUCUUUCAGAUGAGUUUUAUAUCAGCUGUGUUGCAAACUACUGAUGAAUGCCUUUGGCCUCUAUCUACUUAACAGCAUGCUGUCUUUUUUGUCUUGUUUUUUUGUUGUUGUGCGUUUGUCCACCCCCCCCCCCCAUUUAUUUUUUCACAAUCUCGUAGACUUGGACAUCUCAAAUGCUCCCACGUGACCUGAAUGGAAUUUAUGUGGGAUUAUAUUUUGAUGGAAACUAGGAGCCUAAGGCCUAAGCAUUAUUCAUUAGUCUACACUGUCCCACAAGCAUGGACAAUGUUUGUGGCUUGAAGUUGUUUUUCCCCUUAUUUUUUGCAUUGCCUAUAAUAAUAUGAAUCCUCUUUAAAGCUUAGAAAAGGUGCAAUGAUAAUAGGAUUUGAAUGUUCAAGAUGCAGGGUGGUUGUUGGUUGACUGCUGAUAGUGUGUGAGAUUACUCACGGGACAGUGAGAUUAGUGAUCAUGAUGACUUCUCUGAGCACUAUAAAAACACUCACUGUCAUGACAACUACAUGAUUGCAAUGGCAGUAAACAAGCAAGUCCAAAAUUGUAGGUCCAUUGUACAACAGAGAUUUGAAUUCCAACAUUUCAGAUAUACACACAUGGCAACCCUUAUUAAUGGCAAACCUUGGUCCCUGGAUCUUCAAACAAUGUUAUUGGAAAUAAUUAUUUGACAUACAAAUUUAGAAUUAAUAAUAUAAAAUCGGGAUCAACUUAACACAUUGUUGUUUUACUAUUCCUGUUUCUCGCAUGUUCGGUGUUUCUGAUGUAGCAUGCCCCACAGAUUUAUAUUAAACCAUAUAACAUUCCAUGAUAUGUCAUUCAGUAUUAUUUUGUCAAACACAAAUUGAACAGCAACUCUAAACAUACAGUAAUUGUAACAUUUUGUCAGUAGGUAAGUCAAUUUAUGAAAGGGUAAUAUAGAAAAGAAUGCCUGUCUGCCUGUACUUGUGUGGGUUUCUAGUUUACCUAAUUCUGUUUUCUUGUCCUCUCUGUCUUUCUAUGCACCCUAAACUCUGAUGCAGAUGAUGAACCAGUUGGACCAAUG
This is a messenger RNA of Alosa alosa (allis shad), 4268 nucleotides long. RefSeq names its product neuroplastin b (gene nptnb). Gene Ontology annotation, cellular component: plasma membrane; axon. Bases 603 to 1988 code for a protein of 461 amino acids. The transcript is spliced from 7 exons. Gene Ontology annotation, biological process: dendrite self-avoidance; homophilic cell-cell adhesion; axon guidance. NCBI's taxonomy places the organism in Eukaryota, Metazoa, Chordata, Actinopteri, Clupeiformes, Clupeidae. The record is from RefSeq and is a predicted model, not a curated record. Gene Ontology annotation, molecular function: cell-cell adhesion mediator activity.